AAAAGAAAACUCUUUUAUAAAAAAAUUAAAAACCCAAAAAGAAACAAAACAAGGAGGAGAAGAGAGGGAGGGAGGAAGAAGAAGAAAGAAUUAUGAGUGGAAUAGGAAAAGGAAAAAAGAAGCUUUUAAACUCAUUAUAUAAUGACCAGCAAUCUCCUCCUUCCACUUCAGAAAAAAUUCUAACUCUUCUCUAAUAUUCGCUUUGCUUUGAUUUCUCUCUUUGUAAAUUCAUCCAUUCUUUCAGUUUUUUUCAGAAGAAGAAGAAGAAGAAGAUGGGGUUGUUAGUUGAAGUUAAAGAAAUUACUAGUAAUGAGAUUAAUAAUGAUAGUAGUUUGUUAGUUACACCUUAUAAUUUCUCAAUGGUUGAAAGAGGAAUUUAUAGAUCUAGUUAUCCCGAUUCAUCCAAUUUCUCCUUUCUUGAUACAUUAAAUCUCAAAUCCAUCAUAUGUUUGUGUCCAGAACCGUAUCCUGAAGAGAAUUGUAAAUUUCUUCGAUCCAAGAAUAUUCGGCUUUUUCAAUUUGGAAUGGAAGGAACAAAGGAGCCUUUUGUGACUGUUUCCAAAGAUACUAUCACGGAGGCUCUAAAAGUCAUACUUGAUGUGAGAAAUCAUCCAAUCAUGAUUCAUUGUAGACAUGGAAAGCAUAGGACAGGCUGUGUUAUUGGUUGUUUGAGGAAAAUGCAGAAUUGGUGUUUGCCUGCUGUACUGGAAGAAUACCAGAGAUUUGCAGGUGCUAAAGCUAGGCCAACUGACAUGAAGUUCAUUGAGAACUAUGACACUUCACGCCUAAGCCAAUGCCUCUACGGUAUCAUCUACCGCUAUGUUUCUCAUAAUCGUCGUUUGGUUUACCAAGAAGAGAGCGUGCAGCAAAAGCGGAUCACUUCCAUUUAGCAAUGUAACCCAGACUACCAUACUGGAACGUGUACACUACUGCCGCAUUUGUAGGGGGGUGGGCCAAUAUCUGCGUUUUACGAUUUAUAUGAUAUUUUUAGUUCUGUUCAAAGAAUCUAUCAUUUCCUUUUUCUUUUCUUUCGUUGCGCAAUACACUUUCAUACAAGGUGAUUUGAAGUUAGCUAGUUUUAGAGAGAUCAGAAGAUCUAGGAUGCAGGGUUUUUAAUGAUGCUACUGUUGCUUCUGUAAACAUUUGGUGUGUCUUUUUUGUAUCACCAUUCAUUGUCAAAACCCUUGAGAGCAAAAAUGGCUUUAGAAGAGGUUGUAACAGAAACAGAGAUUAUUUACUCUGGUCAUUCAUUCAAAAAAGAAAUUACAAAGUGUUCA
Molecule: messenger RNA, 1277 nt
Organism: Papaver somniferum (opium poppy)
Lineage: Eukaryota; Viridiplantae; Streptophyta; Magnoliopsida; Ranunculales; Papaveraceae
Product: tyrosine-protein phosphatase DSP5-like
Exons: 5
Coding region: 273-890 (205 amino acids)
Biological process (GO): protein dephosphorylation
Cellular component (GO): cytoplasm
Molecular function (GO): phosphatase activity
Source: RefSeq, a predicted model, not a curated record